Molecule: messenger RNA, 1560 nt
Organism: Penicillium verhagenii
Lineage: Eukaryota; Fungi; Ascomycota; Eurotiomycetes; Eurotiales; Aspergillaceae
Exons: 4
Coding region: 1-1560 (519 amino acids)
Source: RefSeq, a predicted model, not a curated record
AUGGUUGUUUUGUCCGACUAUGGUUGUUCGGAUUCAGUGUUUUCCAAUGCACCAUCUGACUGCGCAGUCUCCAGAGGUACCUUGUUUAAUGUGAACCAAUCAUCUUCCUGGGACGGAUUGGGUCUCUUCGGUAUCAACCAGAAUGGUGUAGGUCUCGAGGCCAAUCUUGGUUAUUACCAAAGAGGAGAAUUCGCCCUAGAUACGAUAGGGAUCGGUCUCACUGGACCUACUUUGAAGAAUCAGACUGUGGCCGGAAUUGCAACACCCGAACCUUUUUAUCUUGGAAUAUUUGGCUUGAACUCUCAACCCGUGAACUUUACAUCCCUGGGAAACUUCUCUUCAUCCUCAUUCAUCACGACUCUUAAGGAUGAAGGCACUAUCCCAAGUCUGAGCUGGAGCUACACGGCUGGUGCCAAGUAUCGCUUGAAAGAAGUAUAUGGCCAACUUGUCUUCUCCGGUUAUGACACAUCCCGGUUCACUGCGAACUCGGUGUCGUUCACCAUGGCCGAUGACGUGACCCGCGACCUGGUUGUGUAUCUACAGUCCAUCAGCUAUAGCGGAUCAAGUUCUGCCACAUUACUCUCCGAGCCAAUUUUGAUCUUCAUUGACUCGACUGACCCCAACCUCUGGCUCCCGGAGAGUGUUUGUGAGGCGUUCGAAAAUGCCUUUGGUCUCAGCCUCGACAGCGAGAGCGAUCUAUAUCUUGUGAACGAUACUCACCACACCGAAUUGUUGAACUCGGACGCGCAGGUGACAUUUCGGCUGUCCGAUGUGGAUAACGGUGGAGAUGCAGUGACAAUCACCCUUCCAUAUGAUGCUUUUGCACUGACUGCCGAGGCUCCGCUGGUCGACAAUAGCAGCUACUAUUUCCCACUGAAACGCGCGGCCAACUCUACCCAGUAUACAUUGGGCCGAGCUUUCUUGCAAGAAGCGUACCUCUCGGCUGAUUACGAGCGAGGUGUCUUCAAUGUGUCGGCAUGCGCUUGGAAUGAAAAUGCUGAAGAAGACAUCAUCACAAUCACGUCUAAAGAUUCGGACUCCUCCACUUGCUCUGGAAACGCAUGUACUUCCAGUGCUAGUGGCUCUAAUAGCUCAGAUAACUCUUCGUCACUCAGCCGCGGCGCUGUGGCUGGCAUCGCGAUUGCGGCGCUGGUCGGUGUAGCCAUUCUUGCAGCUGUUCUCUUCUUUUUCAUUCGCCGUCAGCACCAAAAGACAGCAUACAGAGCGACAUCACCGAGGCCCGGUAUGUCUGAAUACUUCGGUCCGAUACACAAUGACGCUUCUCUCGGCCCAUCGCAGCCAUCCGACCCAUCAGACCCGUCUGCCCCACCAGCAACAUUUUGGUCACCGGAUGUGAUAUUUGGCGAUGUAAGUGACAGUCAUAAUGGCGCGAGUAGCAGCAGUGGUGGGAAUCACGAGCAAAGUGUUGAAGAGAAUCAUAUGGAGCUAGACGCUCAUGGUACACAAAUUCAGCCAGUCUAUCAUGAGUUGGCCGGCAGUGAAGUUGAGAAAGCAACGCCAGGGCUACCACAGCAAGCGUCGAGUACGCCUUACGCAUGA